CAAACCGAGAACAAACCCUCGACCUCGAAAGAUCGCGCGGCCCAGCAGCAGCCGCCCUCUCCAGCUCUCCUUUCCUCCCCCUUCCUUUCCCCUCGCCGCCGCCUCGCCCACUCGUCUCUCUCUAGAUCGCCAUGGCAUUGCACGCCCCCGUACUCGUGCUCAAGGACUCAUUGAAGAGGGAAUCCGGCGCCAAGGUUCACCAUGCCAACAUUCAGGCCGCAAAGGCCGUGGCAGAUAUCAUUCGCACUACUUUGGGUCCUAGGUCAAUGUUGAAGAUGCUUCUGGAUGCUAGUGGAGGUAUUGUGGUCACUAAUGAUGGCAAUGCUAUAUUGCGGGAAAUAGACAUUGCUCAUCCUGCUGCCAAGUCUAUGAUUGAGCUAAGCCGCACACAAGAUGAAGAAGUGGGUGAUGGCACAACAUCUGUCAUUGUUCUAGCUGGUGAGAUGCUCCAUGUUGCAGAAGCGUUUAUUGAAAAGAACUACCACCCAACUGUUAUUUGCCGAGCCUACACCAAAGCUCUCGAGGAUGCUUUAGCUGUCCUUGACAAAAUUGCGAUGCCUGUUGAUGUGAAUGACCGCGGGGCAAUGCUAGGGCUGGUGAAGAGUUCCAUUGGUACAAAAUUCACUGGUCAGUUCGGUGACCUUAUUGCUGACCUUGCUAUAGAUGCUACUACAACAGCAGGUGUUGACCUAGGUCAAGGCAUGCGUGAAGUCGAUAUCAAGAAAUACAUCAAAGUAGAGAAGAUUCCUGGUGGCCAGUUGGAGGAUUCAAGGGUUCUUAAAGGAGUCAUGUUCAAUAAAGAUGUUGUGGCUCCUGGAAAAAUGAAAAGGAAGAUAGUUAAUCCGCGUAUCAUUCUUCUGGAUUGCCCUGUUGAGUACAAGAAAGGAGAAAAUCAGACAAAUGCUGAGUUGAUGAAGGAAGAAGAUUGGCAGGUUCUGCUAGAGCUGGAGGAAGAAUACAUAAAGAACCUCUGUGCGCAAAUUUUAAAAUUCAAGCCUGAUUUGGUUGUCACAGAGAAAGGUCUCAGUGAUCUUGCUAUCCAUUAUUUAAGCAAGGCCGGUGUUAGUGCGAUCCGUCGACUUAGGAAGACUGACAACAACAGGAUUGCUAAGGCUUGUGGUGCAGUUAUAGUGAACAGACCAGAGGAGCUUCAAGAAUCAGAUGUGGGAACACGGGCUGGCCUCUUUGAGGUCAAGAAGAUUGGUGAUGAAUUCUUUUCCUUCAUUGUCGACUGCAAAGAUCCUAAGGCAUGCACUGUUUUGUUGAGGGGAGCAAGCAAGGACGUCUUGAACGAGGUGGAGAGGAACCUUCAGGAUGCCAUGUCUGUUGCAAGGAACAUUUUGAAAAACCCAAAACUUCUACCUGGAGGUGGUGGUACUGAAUUGACUGUAUCAGCAACACUGAAGCAAAAGAGUUCUUCAGUUGAAGGCGUGGAAAAGUGGCCGUACGAAGCUGCUGCGUUAGCAUUUGAAGCAAUCCCAAGAACUUUGCUUCAAAAUUGUGGUUUGAAUGUUAUUAGGACAAUGACACAACUCCAGGGAAAGCAUGCGAAUGGUGAAAACGCCUGGGUUGGCAUUGAUGGAAGGAGUGGUGAUAUUGUGGACAUGAAAGAGCGGAAGAUCUGGGAUUCUUACAGUGUGAAGGCACAGACGUUCAAGACAGCUAUUGAGGCAGCUUGCAUGCUUCUACGGAUUGACGACAUUGUCAGUGGUAUCAAGAAGAAGCAGGCUCCUGGAGCCGGUGCUCCUAAGCAACCUCAGAUCGAACAGGAGGGUGAUGCAGACACUGAACAAAUGAUCCCAGAGUAGAACUACUAUGCUGUUGGAGCGAGCCUGCACGGUGUACGAAAGCCAGAGUAGUGCCAAUGGAGCAGAAUGUUUUAGUAACAUGUGAAUUGAUGUCGCCUGGUUGCAUCUCUUGAAUGUUUGUUCGUGGCCAGGCCAGCUGGAUUGCCUAGUAUUAGCAUGGGUUUGUAGCUUUUCUAUAUGUUCGGAUGUGGGGCAUGAGUCUGUGUAUUGUAUCAGCAUUUUGGGAUCCGAGGUUUUGCAGGAUUGGCUGCUGUUAGUUUUGUUUUCGAACAUCAGAAUUUCGAUUAAGCUGAACUUUAUGAGUUACGACUA
Molecule: messenger RNA, 2120 nt
Organism: Brachypodium distachyon (stiff brome)
Lineage: Eukaryota; Viridiplantae; Streptophyta; Magnoliopsida; Poales; Poaceae
Product: T-complex protein 1 subunit gamma
Exons: 14
Coding region: 132-1808 (558 amino acids)
Biological process (GO): protein folding
Cellular component (GO): chaperonin-containing T-complex
Molecular function (GO): ATP binding; ATP-dependent protein folding chaperone; ATP hydrolysis activity
Source: RefSeq, a predicted model, not a curated record